Molecule: messenger RNA, 2091 nt
Organism: Spodoptera exigua (beet armyworm)
Lineage: Eukaryota; Metazoa; Arthropoda; Insecta; Lepidoptera; Noctuidae
Source: the annotation of a GenBank genome assembly
CCUGAGUGAGCAGUGACUUCCCGACUACUGGUGCAACUGCACGUCUAUGUUAAUUCAUAACAAAAUCCUUAACAUCAAGUCUAAAGUACAACUUAACGAAACGUUUUCUUCGCAUUGGACGGUACCAACCAGUACUGAAUAUACCAGUCACCGCGCGCUAACUUCUCAGUUUUUUUUUUUAUAAUACCCGUCAGUUGAUUGUUUAUCUAAAUGGCAAACAUGUUAAUAAGGACUAGACGGUACAAGUGCUACAGGAUUGCUACUGUAAUUAGAGUGAUAUUAGUUUUGGGCAUACCUUUAGUUUAUUUGAUGCUCGGCAAUGUUCAGUCGGAGGAAGAUAUGUUAAAAUCUACGUUUCAUUCAGGUUUUGAUGCGGCUAAUCCACAGCGUAGGUUGCUGAGCAUCGUUGAAAGAGAAGAGAGGAACUGCACUCCCGCAGCAAUUUUGGAGUUUCCCUCCGAUGGUCUCAGCCGGUACCAACGGCAACAUGGUUACAUAGCCAUACAUUGUAUAUUGGCUAUAUACUGCUUCUUUCUUCUGGGAACGGUGUGUGAGCAGUACUUCGUGCCGGCAAUAGAGAUGAUAUGCGAACGUCUAAAUAUAGGUAUGGAUGUGGCUGGUGCUACUUUCAUGGCCGCAGCUAGCUCUAGUCCUGAGCUGUUCAUCAACUGUGUUGGUACUUUCGUCACUGAAGGAGAUAUUGGAGUUGGAACCGUCGUAGGAUCAGCAGUGUUCAAUGUAUUAGCUGUACCAGCAUUUUGUGCUCUCAUUGCGGGCAAAGUGGUGGACUUGGAUUGGUGGUCAGUAUCGCGGGAUUGCGUGAUGUACGCCGUGGCGGUAGUGGCACUCAUCCUCACGCUACUCGACGACGUUAUUUACUGGCACGAAGCACUCCUACUGGUGCUCAUGUACAUUUUCUACAUAUUAGCUAUGGCGUUUAACGGCUGCCUGGGAACAUUCUUUAGGAGUGGGUGCUGCACUUUCAAUAAGCCCAAGGCGUACACCGAAAUCACACCUCUUCUAAAUAGUGAAAAAAAUAACACAUUAUCGUCGGUUCGACGCAUAAGCCUAAGUGUCCAAACAACAGAUGUGGAAUCAGCAGUGCAGUCUAAGCGACACGACUCCACAGACUCAGAUGCGCUCAGCACCUACUCGAUGUGGUCAUGGCCUGGAGAAAAGGUAUCAUUCAUGAAGAAGCUGCUAUGGAUAUUUUCCUGGCCAAUUAAUCUGGUGCUGUGGCUGACGAUCCCUGACUGCCAGCGUCGACCCAACUUGUACCCUUUGACCUUCGCCAUGUGUGUAACAUGGAUAGGAUGUGUCUCCUACCUCGUCGCCUGGAUGAUCACUGUCCUAGGUGAUACUCUGAACGUGCCUGACAGCAUCACAGGUCUGACGAUAUUAGCCGCAGGCACCAGUCUACCUGAAGCUGUCUCCAGUGUCCUGGUUACUGUGCAAGGUCACGGCACCAUGGGUUUAAGUAAUUCUAUAGGAUCAAAUACGUUCGACAUAUUGCUGUGCCUGGGUUUGCCCUGGUUGAUUAAGUCACUCGCCUACCCUACUGUACCAGGCCAUCAUUACGUAUCAAUAAAUUCCAGUGGUCUAUCCUACAGUGCUAUAUCUCUUCUAUCCACACUCUUCACCUUAUACGGAUGCUUGUUCCUGAACAAAUUCCAGCUGGACUGGAAGAUUGGCAUCACAUGUGGACUUAUUUACAUCGGCUAUUUAGUCUUAGCAGCUCUAAUAGAAUUAAAUGUGUUCUUCACAGUCAACUUACCCAUUUGUCCACAUUAAAAUCAAACAAAUCUGAUUAUUUUUGUAAUAAUUUUCCUUCCUCUCUUGCUGUGGGCCCAAAGAAAAACACGGGAUAUAUUUUUGGAUUUAUUAAAUGUUUUAUGAAAUAAUUAACUUUUUCGAUUGAGGAAUGUUUUAUUAACUUUUUUUGUACUUAAACUGUGUUUAGUUUUAUUUUAUUAUUAUUAUGUAUCAAGCGUGUAAAGUGAAUGAGUUUAUUUGGUAUUUGGAUAUACCUAUGCUUCUCGAAUAUCUAUUGUGAUGUUACCAAAAUGUGUUAAAAACAAUGAAAAUAUUUAU